CCUGGACGUAGUCUCCGUGACGUCCCCGCAGACUGUCUAAAACCUGGAUGUGGUCUCUGUGACGUCCUCACAGACUGAGACCGAGUGAGUCCUCUCCUUCAGAGACGAUCUUUGUAGUCCUGCUCGCAGAUUUCUCUCGGAGUGAGUCCUCUCUGUCCUCUCAGCUGUUUGUCUCUGUCUCUGUCUCUGUCUUCACUGGGUUUUCCGCGGGACGCGAACAUGUUCUGAUUCAGCCUGCGAGCGAUGAAUGAAACCAGCACCGAGCGGACCGGGCCGACGGAGGUUCUGUUGACUUCGGGCAGCCGGGCCCGUGCUGUCGGUGUGUUCGGAGGAUGGAGCCGAGGCUGAGCGGGGAUGGAAAGCCGUCCGUGUCCCGGCUCCUCGGCCCCGCGCUCGUCCUCUCGGUCCUGGCCGCGGCGGUGAGCUGCCACGGGACGUGCCGACACCGAGCGCCCGGUGCCGGGGAGGUUGUUCAUCAUGUGCACCUGAAGCCCGAGCGCUUGACGAAGAGGAGCUCCCCUGACGACCUGCAGCUGAAGAUCAAGAUCAUCUACGACUACAGCGUGGACCAACUUCCUGCAGACAAGAGGAGGCUGGUGAAGGAUAAACUGUUUCCUCAGGCCAUCGACUACCUGCAGAGGGCCUUCAGCGUGAGGCGCAGGGUGGGGCCGGUGCUGCUCAGCAGACAAUGUGCCACCAACCAGUACCUGAGGAAGAGAGACGACCCUCACCGGUACUGCCAGGACGCCUGUGCGGACGUGACCCGGUGCGGCCCCGUCGUUGUCCCACAGCACCACCUGCAGCAAUGCAAAGUGUGCAGCGAGUCAGGGAAGUCGUGUGGCCCCUCGGGGCCCCCCGACGGCCCCGGAGUGGAAGGGUCCGACUUCGUGCUCUACGUCAGCGGCAUCACCACCGAGCGCUGUGGACAGGAGAACAUCGUGGCCUACGCUGCUUACUGCCAGCUGGAGGCGGAGCUGGACAGACCUGUAGCAGGUUACGCCAACCUGUGUCCCGCCAUGAUCUCCUCCCAGCCUCAGGAGUUUGAAGGGAUGCUGUCCACCGUCAAACACGAGAUCAUCCACGCCCUGGGCUUCUCAGCAGGUCUGUUCGCCUUCUACCACGACGAUCAGGGCAAACCUCUGACUCCUCGCUUCGCCAGCGGCCUGCCCGCCUUCAACGAGAGCCUCGGCCUGUACCAGUGGAGCGAUGCCGUGAUCAGGAGGGUCAGCAGGCUGUGGGACAUCAGAGGAGGGGAGCUGGUCCGACACCAGGUCCACGUCCUGGUCACUCCCCGCGUCGUGGAGGAGGCGAGGAGACAUUUUAACUGUCCCAUCCUGGAGGGGAUGGAGCUGGAGAACCAGGGCGGGACGGGAACCGAACUGAACCACUGGGAGAAGAGACUGCUGGAGAACGAGGCGAUGACGGGCUCACACACACAGAACCGGGUCUUUUCUCGGCUGACGCUGGCCAUCAUGGAGGACAGCGGCUGGUACCGAGCCAACUACAGCCUGGCCCAGAGGCUGGACUGGGGCCGCGGCCUCGGCUGCGACUUCGCCAUGAAGAGCUGCAAGUUCUGGAUGGACCGGCAGAGACAGAGGCGACUCGCUGUGACUCCGUACUGUGACACGGUGCGAGCGUCUCCUCUGCAGCUCACCUGCAGGCAGGACCAGCUCGCCGUGGCCGUCUGCAACCUGCAGAAAUACCCACAGGAGCUGCCGCUGGAGUACCAGUAUUUCGACAGGAUCCCGGACGUGGAUGCUGACCAGCUGUCGUUGUUUGGCGGUGCCGUGGAGAUCGCGGACUUCUGUCCCUUCAGUCAGGAGUUCAGCUGGCACCUGAGCGGAGAGUAUCAGAGGAACUCGUACUGCAGAGUGUCGGAGAACCAGCCAGACUGGUGGAGGAACUAUGGAGCGGAGCAGUACGGCCCGGACUCGGUGUGUCUGUACCAGAAGUCGGCCUUUGUCAUGGAGCAGUGCAGCAGGAAGAUGACGUACCCGGACUGGGGCUCCGGAUGCUACAAGGUGUGGUGCUCGGCUCAGGGCCUGAGCGUGGACGUUCAGGAUCGCUCCUUCCACUGCGCCCGCAAAGGCCAGCUGCUGAGCGUCAGCGUGCGAGUCCACGACUGGGUUUACAACGGCGUCCUGGUCUGCCCGGCCUGCACCGACUUCUGUGAAGACUGCCCUCUGCCCCACCAGCUCCCGCCCAUCAACACGUCCAGGAGUAACCCCAUUGACCCGUGCUCCAGCUCUCCAGGUCUGGCCGUCACUUUGUGGCUUUUGCUGCUCAACUUGCUCCCCCUAGUGGCCGGACUGCUGCUGUGCCACUGCAGCUGAUAAAACACACACACACACACACACACACACACACACACACACACACACACACACACACACAAAGGUAGCUGGACAUUUUACUGACACACACACUCCUUCCUCCUGCGUCUUUGUUUUCUCCAUCUGUCACUCCUCAGGACCUCCACCCCUCGGCUCCUCCUCCCACCGUCAGGGAUUGUUAAUCUAAAACAGUUUGAAGCUUUUGUACAGACGAUCCUCAGCGUGGCUCCGGCUGUGGAUCGUCCUGCUUCAUCGACAUCGCUUCUUGUUUCGUGUUUCUGUCGUGACGGACGGCGAGCUCUGUGAAUCAUCCCCCUCCAUCACUACAACUUCCUGCCGUCUCCGAGCAACAAAAUCACAAACCAGAAGGAAGCGUGACGUCAAGAGUCGCCGCCUGGUGCUUACUAACAGGAAGGGGAUUGUAGCAUCAGUGUUUUUCUGCGUCUGGACUUCUUUUUUUUUUUUUUUUUAAUUGUACUUUUAAGCUGAAAAGUUCAGUGUACUUCCUGUGACUGAUCUGUGCAGUUUGGUGACACCUGGUGGCAACAGGAAGUCACUGUUCAUACUUAUUAUUCUGACGUAUUCCAGGAGUUUCAGCGCGCUACUCCUCCCUCAGUUUUGGUCGCACAAACACAAAUAAGGUCUCAAAUCGACCGGCUCGGUCAGGAAUGUUGAGCUGUGACUUUUCUCAGAGUUUCACCAAACGGUUUCACCAAAAAUCACCAAAAACCAAGUUUACAAUGGGUGUGUAUUGGUAGAAUGUUCCAGAGCUAGAGUGGAGAGGGAGAGAAACA
This is a messenger RNA of Larimichthys crocea (large yellow croaker), 3127 nucleotides long. RefSeq names its product leishmanolysin-like (metallopeptidase M8 family) (gene lmln). Gene Ontology annotation, cellular component: cytoplasm; membrane. The record is from RefSeq and is a predicted model, not a curated record. The transcript has 16 exons. NCBI's taxonomy places the organism in Eukaryota, Metazoa, Chordata, Actinopteri, Sciaenidae. Gene Ontology annotation, biological process: proteolysis; cell adhesion. Gene Ontology annotation, molecular function: metalloendopeptidase activity. Bases 333 to 2333 code for a protein of 666 amino acids.